UAUUAAACGACGACACUCAUCACGACGGCUUAACUUUUUAAACACAACAAAGCUAAACACGCUGGCCAAAUCAACAGAGGUUUAAAAAUAAAAUUCCUAAAGCUAUGUACGCUACUUUACUUUCUAAUAUAAUUGUUUCAGCAGACAAACUGUUAAAAAUUAACUGACUCUAGAUCAAAACUCAUUCAGUCUCUAUGUAUUUUAUCAAGAAAAUAGCCCCGCCUACAGUGCCUUUUGUUACGUUAAUGAAUGAAUAGAAGGAAAGAAUUUUCAUCAACAUUUUGUUAUUUUUCCCACGGGUUUCCGUGUUGAACUUGUUACGGGUAUCGUUUGUCAUAAUAUUUUUAUGAAAUCGUGUAUAACUGUAUUUGUUUCCGCGAAAUGUCACAUUAUUACGAAAUUCAUUGAAGAAACAAGGCGUUUUAACAUUUAGUUACUAUGGCUGGCGUCCUGAGAAUACAACACGGGAAGCAGUUGGGAGCGUUGUUUAUGUUAUGUUGUCUAGUUUUACCAGCUCUAUCCGCAGAAGACGUUAGCUAUCAAGCCUGCGUCGAUAAAUACUCCAGGAAAGGUUACCAGCCGUGGCAAGAGUGGUCGGAUCACUACACGUGCCACCGCUACAGAUGCGAGAUCAGAGACGGGAAAUACUUCAUAGCUGCUGUCGGAUGUCGAAAACCAAAAAUACCGGAAAACGCACUGGAAUGCCACGAAUACAUCGAAGAUGAGAAUGUCGAAUUCCCCACGUGCUGUGCGCGAUUGCGUUGCGUCGUCGAAGUAAAUGGAGAGAGAAUAGUGCAAACCAGAGGGCAGCCUGGCGAACUGUUCCCCGAUAAACCAUGGAAGGGCCAACAAAACGAGCCAAAUCCUGCUGUUGUCGGAAUGAGCGGCAUCCAGCAGACACCGGUCGGUGGCGAGCCCCAGGGUCAGGCGUCUCCUGGAAUAUUUAACAGCAGAGGAGCAGCGGAUGGCAGCGAUAUUAGCAGCCGUCGGUUUAUCGACUACCCCGCGCCGCAGAUGCAGGACAGCCCCCGACGAAAGCGCUCCACAGUGUACCCGCUGUUUGACAGAACGAAUCGGGAACACAACUAUCAAAGUCACCCCGUCAAAAUAAACGGAUACACCCCCGAAAAGUACACUUCGUAUUUUUCCAAUAACGUAAAGAAUUUGUCUAAUUUCAAUCCCAGACUAUCGCUCAAUCUGUCUUAAUUGAAGUCGUAACGCAAACGGUACUAUAUCUACCGUUAAUGAUAUUAUUUGAAUUUUAAAUAUUGUAUAAGUUUCCAUCUGUUAACUUACGUACUUUGUCGUGUAAAGUUUCUUUAUUUAGGAAAUAGUUGAUUGUAUAGAAAUAAAGAACUAAAAUUUACUAUUUAUAUUACAAAUGUAAACAUUAAAUAAAUAAAAAUAACAUUUUA
Messenger RNA from Bombyx mori (domestic silkworm), 1415 nucleotides. RefSeq lists its product as uncharacterized. The record is from RefSeq and is a predicted model, not a curated record. Bases 439 to 1206 code for a protein of 255 amino acids. The transcript has 7 exons. Lineage: Eukaryota; Metazoa; Arthropoda; Insecta; Lepidoptera; Bombycidae.